AUGGCCAACAUGUAUACUGCUCUCGCUCGUUACCAAGAGCGCUACGCUCCUGUCGGGCUGCUUCCUGCCUACUGUGGUGCUGGUGUGUGCUGCGUGCUCGUGUGGGUCAUCUCCACGCCGCUGCGUAACGUCGGCUGGGCUUUCGGCGCGCAGGUCUGGCGCGUCGCAUGCUUGAACGGCUCGCUUUGUGCCUGUGCCAAUACAACGCAGUGCUGCUCAAUCGCGAGGUGCGAGAGCUGCAAGGCGCUGCGUACCUAUAUGUUAUCUGGGGUGCCCUCUUCGCGGUACCCGUGCGCGUCCUCGAAGACGAGGAAGAGCGCUAUGGCGACUACGGACGGAUGCUGCAUAAGUGGUGGUUUGCCGCUUACUCUACGUUCUAUGAGUACGGCGCACUCGGUCGCAUGCUACGCGAAGGCUACGCGCGCCGCUGCUGCUCAGAGUCGCCGGCGGGCGUUCGAAGGUUUCCACGUCGCGUGGAUAGUGACCAAGUUCGUGAUCUCGUUGGCGUUCUUCGCGCCGAUGGCGGCGUUCGACCUGCUCGAGUUUGCCCUGCUGGGAACGGUUGGCGUGGCUGUCGCGCUGGUAACGCUUAACGUUGCGAACUACGUCCUCGAGUGGACGUCGUACGGACCCCCUGUAACCGUGCUGAUAGUGACUGCGGGCGUCGUGACUCACAUUUGGCGUGGCUGCGACAACCAGAAGGACGCCGACGAAUUCUCGCCUACAGGCAUGAUCAUUCUCGGACUCAAGAACCUGCGUGCAAGGGCUGCUGAACGCGAACGUUCGGAGAAGGAGAGCCUGCAACAACCGCGAGGCAGUGACGCCGCCGAAGACCAAACUACCUAUGCUGACGCCAGGGACGGCGUUGAAGUGACUAUCGAUGAAGAAGCUCCUCCUCGUGCUCCUGCGGCAAUCUCUGUCGAAUUCCGUGCUGCCCAGGAACGAUCGACUCUCCUGCGACUCGAGCUCGCCCGCCUCCCGGAGGUCCGUCGAGGACGACGAACGUGCAGUCGGGGAGGAUGUCCCGUGCCGGGGUAUACCGACCCCAUGCCAGGCAUCGGGGCGGCAGACUCGCGUGUCGGCUGGAGUGCCGAAAUGGCUACAUCCUACGAGGGGUACCGAUGGUGA
This is a messenger RNA of Phytophthora sojae, 1128 nucleotides long. RefSeq lists its product as hypothetical. The coding region runs from base 1 to 1128 and encodes 375 amino acids. NCBI's taxonomy places the organism in Eukaryota, Oomycota, Peronosporomycetes, Peronosporales, Peronosporaceae. The transcript has a single exon. The record is from RefSeq and is a predicted model, not a curated record.